GCAGCAUUCAGCUGCGUAUAUCUGGAGAGCUCUUCCAUCCAUGGCAGUGGAAUGAAAUCCAAGCUGGUGCCAGAGCCAAGCAUUGAAGGCGAUAAUGAAAUAUCUGGAUUGCCUUUUGCGCAAAACCGAGCGAUAAACGCCAAAUGCUGAGACGCCACGCCGUGGCUGCCUCAACGUUUUUGAAGAGCAGUUGACAUGCAACUGUCGCUAUGGAGUGUCGCCGUUUAUUGAAUUUCCUGCUGCCAUUGAUGCUGGGCAUAUCUGGGACAUGGCUGCUGCCCAUAUCCCACUUGGAGCUGAUGGAGUUCGACUCGAGGUUUCUGGCACAAGUGCUGCUCAAUGUGAAUGCCAGCGUGGAGCCUUGCGAGGAUUUCUAUGGCUACGCCUGUGGUAAUUGGAGUGCAAACUACGAAGACACUCAAAGCUAUUUGGAUAUGCCUGGCUACAUGGAUUACAAAUACAACAAACAACUACUGAACGCCUUAGAGAGUCACUGCCAGCAAGGCGGCAUCUAUGAGCUGCUGUGGGCGUACUAUGUGUCGUGUCGUGACUUGGCGCAGCCGGCACUAAAUGAGCUGCUGCACUUGCUGGAGCCUCAACUGGAUCUGGAGUGGCCCAUUUUUCGAAGCAAUCACAGCGAACAGUGGCGCAACGAAACCCGAUUCGAUUGGCUGGCCACGCUGGCCAAGCUGCGUGUCUAUGGCCUAAAUGGCGUCUUUAUCAAACAGGAUGUAAACGUGCGACGCGGCAAUGGAUCGCAUUAUGUGUUGCUAUUGGCGCCGCAGUUAGCCGAUGAGGAGCCGUUGGGUGAACAGGAGGUACAAGAUUUGUACGCAGCCUUCGGACUGGAUGAGUCACUGGCCAAGAAUCUGACCGACAAAUUGAUGCAGCUGGAGUGGCGUCUAGGCAACCUAACGCUCCAGGAAAGCCCGCAAUCAACGGACAGCCUGACCGAGUGGACAUUUGCGGAGCUACAGCAACGGCUGCCCCAAAUUAAUUGGCGUCACUAUUUGCUAGAAUUGCUGGAUGCAGAUGUGGCGGAUGCAGUGCAGCUGGUGCAGGUAACAGCGCUCAAUGCCAGCUAUCUGGAGCAGCUGCAGCUGAUACUCGCGGAUAGCUCCAACGAGACAAUCUGUUAUUAUCUCAUGUUCAAGCUGCUCUAUGCAUUCAACGAGGAGUUGCCGCCGACCGGCUCGAAUGAAACGCGCUCCACGGCCUGUGUGCUGCAGCUGCGCGGUCACAUGCCACUGGCCAUGAACUACCUGUACGAGCAGCACUACUAUAGCGAACGACGGGCGGCGACUGAUGCGGCGCUGCAGAAGCUGCAGCAAAGGCUAAGCAAGGAGUUUGAGCGGCUGAUCAACGAGAACCAUUUGCAAUUGAAUGCACUGGAGCUGUCCUAUGUGCUGGAGGAGCUGCACAGCCUGCGCCUCAAAAUAGGCAACAUGCCGCCAGGCCUAACCAUGUCCCAGUUGAUGGCAUACUACAAGGACUUGCAGCUGCAGCACAAUGAUUUCUAUGGCAACAAGUUGCAGCUGCUGCGGUUCUAUCAACGGCUCGACCAACAGCUGCUGGCCAACCAGCCAGGCAUGUGGCCAGCCCAUGAAUACUAUCAGCAGGAUGCAGUCGUGGCGCGCAGCUCCUCCCCAGGGAAAAUCUUUCAAAAUGCCGUGCUGCUGCAACACGGCUACUUGCAACUGCCGCUGUACGAUGCUCGCCUCUCCGACUUGCUGCAGCACGCCCAGCUGGGCUUCAUUUUGGCGCACGAGCUGCAGCAUGCAUUUGACUUGUUUCACAUUGUGUACGACGGCCGAGGCAACUACAAUCUCACCGGGUUGGCGCUGCUGCAGCAUUUUGCCAACUUCAUCAGCUGCUACACCGAGCGCAAUGCCCAGCAGCAGCUGUUGCUCUCCGAGAGCAUGUCGGACAUUGUGGGCUUACGCCUGGCAUUUGCAUCCUACUUUAAUGCUGUGCCACCCACUGACCGCCCACCAGUGGGCAAUUAUACACAGCAGCAGCUCUUCUUUAUCAACUCGGUGCAAUUCUUAUGCGCCAACAUGCAGGAAAUUACGGGCAUGAGCGUCACGCAGGAUGCGGAGCACGGCCUGCAUAAUGAGCGAGUCAAUCGCAAUUGGCCGCAUCACGAGCAAUUUGCCAACGCUUUCAACUGUGCGGCCGGCCAGGCCAUGCACCAGGCGGACAAGUGCCGGCUGUGGUGAGCUCGAGAUCUACUAUAGAGUGUUGCGUGCUCCUAAUAUAGUCAAUAUCGAUUAACAGUCAGCACAGUUUAUGCAUGCUGGCUGCCCAGGUGCAUAUUAAGUGGAUGGACGAAGUGUUCCAUGCACUCAAAUGAGAGCUAUGCGCUUUGAAUACAUUAAAAUUAUCUACUACGUUAUCUAAAUACUUAAACAAGCUAUAAUUGA
Messenger RNA from Drosophila navojoa, 2423 nucleotides. Its product is annotated as phosphate-regulating neutral endopeptidase PHEX. Gene Ontology annotation, molecular function: metalloendopeptidase activity. Gene Ontology annotation, cellular component: plasma membrane. Gene Ontology annotation, biological process: protein processing. The record is from RefSeq and is a predicted model, not a curated record. NCBI's taxonomy places the organism in Eukaryota, Metazoa, Arthropoda, Insecta, Diptera, Drosophilidae.